AUGGAUAUCAUUCAUAACAGGAAGGUGGCUACCACCCACUACAGGAUGGUGACUACCACCCAUUAUAUGAAGGUGGCUACCACAAACCACAGGAGGGUGGCUACCACCCACUACAGGAUGGUGACUACCACACACUACCGGAAGGUGGCUACCACCCAUUACAUGAAGGUGACUACCACCAACUACAUGAAGGUACCUACCACCAACUACAUGAAGGUACCUACCACCCACUACAGGAAGGUGGCUACCACCCACUACAGGAAGGUGGCUACCACCCACUACAGGAAGGUGACUACCACCCACUACAUGAAGGUGGCUACUACCCACUACAAGAAGGUGGCUACCACCCACUACAUGAAGGUGGCUACCACACACCACAGAAAGGUGGCUACCACACUUUACAUUAAGGUGGCUACCACACACUACAGGAAGGUAGCUACUAGCCACUAUAGGAAGUUGCCUACCACCCAGUACAUGAAGGUGACUACCACCCACUACAUGAAGGAAGGUGGCUACCACCCACUACAGGAAGGUGGCUAUCAUCCACUACAGGAAGGUGGCUACCACCCACUACAGGAAGGUGACUACCACCCACUACAUGAAGGUGGCUACUACCCACUACAAGAAGGUGGCUACCACCCACUACAGGAAGGUGGCUACUACCCACUACAGGAAGGUGGCUACCACCCACUACAUGAUGGUUGCUACCACCUGCUACAUGAAGGUGGCUACUAUCCACUACAGGAAGCUGACUACCAUCCUCUACAUGAAUGUGGCUACCACCCACUACAGGAAGGUGGCUACCACCCAUUACAGGAAGAUGACUAUCACACACUACAUGAAGGUGACUACCACCCACUACAGGAUGGUGACUACCACCCACUACAGGAAGGUGACUACCACCCACUACAUGAAGGUGGCUACCACCCACUACAGGAAGGUGGCUAUCAUCCACUACAGGAUGGUGACUACCACCCACUACAGGAAGGUGACUACCACCCACUACAUAAAGGUGGCUACUACCCACUACAAGAAGGUGGCUACCACCCACUACAGGAAGGUGGCUACCACCCACUACAUGAUGGUGACUACCACCCACUACAUGAAGGUUGCUACCACCUGCUACAUGAAGGUGGCUACUAUCCACUACAGGAAGCUGACUACCACCCACUACAGGAAGGUGGCUACCACCCACUACAGGAAGAUGGAUACCAUCCAUUACAGAAAGGUGACUACCACCCACUACAAGAAGGUGACUACCACCCACUACAGGAAGGUGGCUACCACCCACUACAUGAAGGUGGCUGCCACCCACUACAGGAAGGUGGCUACCACCCACUACAUGAAGGUGGCUACCACCCAUUACAGGAAGGUGGCUACCACCCACUACAGGAAGGUGGCUACCACCCACUACAUGAUGAUGACUACCACCCAUUACAGGAAGGUGGCUACCACCCACUACAUGAAGGUGGCUACCACCCAUUACAGGAAGGUGGCUACCACCCACUACAGGAAGGUGGCUACCACCCACUACAUGAAGGUUGCUACCACCUGCUACAUGAAGGUGGCUACUAUCCACUACAGGAAGCUGACUACCAUCCUCUACAUGAAGGUGGCUACCACCAACUACAGGAAGGUGGCUACCACCCACUACAGGAAGAUGGAUACCAUCCAUUACAGAAAGGUGACUACCACACACUACAUGAAGGUGGCUACCACCCACUACAGGAAGGUGGCUACCACCCAUUACAGGAAGAUGACUAUCACACACUACAUGAAGGUGACUACCACCCACUACAGGAUGGUGACUACCACCCACUACAGGAAGGUGACUACCACCCACUACAUGAAGGUGGCUACUACCCACUACAAGAAGGUGGCUACUAUCCACUACAGGAAGCUGACUACCACCCUCUACAUAAAGGUGACUACCACCCACUACAGGAAGGUGGCUACCACCCACUACAGGAAGAUGGAUACCAUCCAUUACAGAAAGGUGACUACCACACACUACAUGAAGGUGACUACCACCCAGUACAGAAAGGCGGCUACCACACACUACAAAAAGAUGGAUACCAUCCAUUACAGGAAGGUGACUACCACACACUAUAUGAAGGUGACUACCACCCACUACAUGAAAGUGACUACCACCCACUACAGGAAGGUGGCUACCACCCACUACAUGAAGGUGGCUGCCACCCACUACAGGAAGGUGGCUACCACCCACUACAUGAAGGUGGCUACCACCCAUUACAGGAAGGUGGCUACCACCCACUACAGGAAGGUGGCUACCACCCACUACAUGAUGGUGACUACCACCCAUUACAGGAAGGUGGCUACCACCCACUACAUGAAGGUGGCUACCACCCAUUACAGGAAGGUGGCUACUACCCACUACAGGAAGGUGGCUACCACCCACUACAUGAUGGUGACUACCACCCAUUACAGGAAGGUGGCUACCACACACCACAGGAAGGUGACUACCACCAACUACAUGAAGGUACCUACCACCCACUACAGGAAGGUGGCUAUCAUCCACUACAGGAAGGUGGCUACCACCCACUACAGGAAGGUGACUACCACCCAUUACAUGAAGGUGGCUACUACCCACUACAAGAAGGUGGCUACCACCCACUACAGGAAGGUGGCUACUACCCACUACAGGAAGGUGGCUACCACCCACUACAUGAUGGUGACUACCACCCACUACAUGAAGGUUGCUACCACCUGCUACAUGAAGGUGGCUACUAUCCACUACAGGAAGCUGACUACCACCCUCUACAGGAAGGUGACUACCACCCACUACAGGAAGGUGGCUACCACCCACUACAGGAAGGUGACUACCACCCACUACAUGAUGGUGACUACCACCCACUACAUGAAGGUUGCUACCACCUGCUACAUGAAGGUGGCUACUAUCCACUACAGGAAGCUGACUACCACCCUCUACAUGAAGGUGACUACCACCAACUACAUGAAGGUGGCUACCACCCACUACAGGAAGGUGACUACCACCCAUUACAGGAAGAUGACUACCACACACUAUAUGAAGGUGACUACCACCCACUACAUGAAGGUGACUACCACCCACUACAGGAAGGUGGCUACCACACACUACAAGAAGAUGGAUACCAUCCAUUACAGGAAGGUGACUACCACCCACUACAUGAAGGUGGCUACCUCCCACUACAGGAUGGUGGCUGCCGUCUGCUACAAAAAAAAACCGCCUGA
Molecule: messenger RNA, 3231 nt
Organism: Ylistrum balloti
Lineage: Eukaryota; Metazoa; Mollusca; Bivalvia; Pectinida; Pectinidae
Product: S-antigen protein-like
Exons: 4
Coding region: 1-3231 (1076 amino acids)
Source: RefSeq, a predicted model, not a curated record